GAGAGGAGUCGUGUUCUGAUCCCUCUGUGCUGCCGGAGACAUGUGGGAGCGCGUCUCUUAAUAUCAGGGAGAGAAGGAAGUUUGAUAGUUUGAACGCGUCCGGGGCCUCAGAGACAUGUGAGCUUCCCGAUUUUAAUCCGCUCAAAGACCGGGUCCUGAAGAAGACUCAAUUCCACUUCACACAGACCCCAAUUACUAACAUACCAAGUGGACACAUGCAAUUACAAAUAAGUGGACGAGGGCAAGUUUAAUUUUUGAAAAAUUCAACACACUCGGCGAGCUGUGAGUUGGCUCCUGAGCUGUCCCAGUGAGGAGGCUAAAGACGACGAGCUGCUGCCACCGACCAUUCAUCACUACCGAGCUGAAGUUUUCCAGCUGCUACCUGAACUACCUCAUAGCCGCAGGCGACCGGAAGCACAUCCCUCCAAAAUAAAACAUGGGCAUCAAAGUAGCUGUGAGUUGCACGGUGCUGUACAUCCUGCUGGACGUGGUUGUCACCACUAUCUUGUACAUACACGGAUCACACUUGAGCAUAUUCAGGAAGGACAUCUUGAACUUUAGCAUUCUCCAGUCGGCGUUGGACCUUUGGGGGACCGUUCUGCUCAGAGCCUCCCUCCUGCUGGGAGCCUCCAUAGGAGUGUCAUGGAAUAGAGAAGAUGGCCCACGCAGGGUUGCUAAACUCACCACCUUCAUCCCCUUCAUCUGUAUGUUCAUCAUCACUUACGCUGUGGCCAAGCUGCUGAUGUUUACUGACCUGGGGCCUUUGACCCUCCAGCCCUGGUUACUGAGCCUGAUAUGUUGGACUUGUGCCUCCUCUCUGGGUGUCAUGCUGCCCUGGAGGCUGCUGGGGAAGGAGUCCAAACUGGGGAGCGGUCGCAACAGCAGCAGCCGUGGAGGCGGAGGGUGCUCUGAGGACAGUGAAAGGCUGUUUGAGACAGCUGGUGAUGAGGAGCAGGAGGUGAGGUGUGAGAGGGAGAAGGCGAAGGAGAAUACAAGCACUGGGGCAACAAUGGGACGUCUCCUGACCUACUGCAGAAAGGAUAGUUGGCUGCUUUCUGUCGCCGUCCUCUUCCUCCUCAUCGCUGCUGUGUGUGAUGUCUUUAUACCUUACUACUAUGGGAGAGCAAUAGACAGCAUUGUGGUUCACCAGAGCAUGGAGUAUCUUGCUAAGCCUAUGGCCACACUGUCAGCACUGAUGAUCGGCAGCUCAGUCGCAGUGGGCGUGCGUGGAGGAGUCUUCACCAUGACAUUUGCCAGAUUAAACUUUCGGCUCAGGAAGCAUCUUUUCAGUUCCCUGAUGAAGCAGGAAAUAGCCUUUUUUGAUGAAAACCAUACAGGCGACAUCCUUUCGCGUCUGUCAGCUGACACCACCCAAGUGAGCGACCUCAUCUCCCAGAAUGUCAAUAUCUUCCUGCGGUGCGCCAUCAAGGCCACUGGCCACUUCAUCUUCAUGUGUGUGAUGUCCUGGAAGCUCACACUGGUGACCAUCAUGGGGUUCCCUUUCAUCGGCCUUAUCUCUAAACUUUAUGGCAAAUACUACAAGAGAUUAACCAAAGACGUGCAAACAGCCCUUGCAGAGGCCAAUAAAAUUGCAGAAGAAACCAUUUCAGCCAUGAGGACAGUACGGAGCUUUGCCAAUGAGCGUGGGGAGGCCGACUCCUACUAUGCAAAGCUUUUGGUCAUGUUACAGCUCAACAAGAAACAAGCACUAGCCUAUGCGUGCUACAUGUGGUCCAGUUGUAUCUCAGAGCUUGCUUUAGAGUUGGCUGUUGUCUACUAUGGGGGCCACCUUGUGAUAAAUGGUCAGAUGAGUAGUGGCACCUUGAUAUCUUUUUUCAUAUACGUGCUUGAAUUGGGAGAAUGUCUUGAGGAUAUAGCAUCGGUGUACACGGGCCUCAUGCAGGGAGUUGGAGCUGCUGAGAAGGUUUUCGAGUACCUGGACAAGGAACCCUCACACCCAGCUGAUGGCACAGAGGCUCCAGACACAUGCACCGGUUUGGUUGAAUUUAAAGACGUCACAUUUGCAUACCCAACGCGCCCUGACACUGAUAUUCUCAAGGGAGUGUCGUUCACCCUGCGGCCAGGGGAGGUGACCGCCAUGGUGGGACCUUCGGGCAGUGGAAAGAGCUCCUGUGUGAGUCUGCUGGAAAACUUCUAUCCUCCUCAGCAAGGCCAAGUGCUGCUGGAUGGACUGCCAGUGCACACCUUACAGCACGACUACCUCCACUCCAAGGUUGCUCUUGUGGGCCAAGAGCCUGUGCUGUUUGCCCGGACGGUGGAGGAGAACAUCACCUAUGGCCUGACUGAUACCCCCAUGGAAGCUGUGAUACAGGCUGCCAGCAAGGCUAAUGCUCACGAUUUUAUUGCCACCCUUCCUAAAAGCUACAAGACAAAUGUUGGAGAGAAAGGCACUCAGUUGUCAGGGGGGCAGAAACAACGAGUGGCCAUUGCAAGAGCCCUCAUCCGUAACCCUCGUGUUCUUAUCCUGGACGAGGCAACCAGCGCCCUGGAUACAGAGAGUGAACACAUCGUUCAGCAGGCUCUGAACAACAUCAUGCGGCAGCACACAGUGUUGGUAAUCGCCCAUCGGCUCAGCACAGUGGAAAAGGCAGACAACAUCAUCGUGGUCGACAGGGGCUGUGUGGUCGAGCAGGGCACUCACAGUCAGCUGAUGGCCAGCAAGGGACUAUACAGCAAGCUGGUGCAGAGGCAAAUCCAAGGCAUCGAGAUGGGAGCGGAGGUCCUUAACCCGCCCCCAAAACUCAGCUGGAAGUCUGAUGGUGGAAGGCAGCAGAGACGACAAAGCAGCAGCAGCGGCAGUGAGUCUGACUGCAACAUGCAAUACUGAGAAUGAACUGCACUGUGGAAGAGAGAUCAGACUGCUGGGUGCUUUUGAGGGUUCAAAACAUUUUUGGAUUAUUUGGGAUUCAAACCAUAUGCAGUGUAGAAAUUAUUUUGUACUGAUUCAGUAGCCUGAAGUCUAACCGUUUUCUCACAGAGUAGAAGGUCCUCAAACAGACUUUAGACCACAGGCUACUGAAAAUACUCUGAAAUCCAGGAUUAAUAUAUUUUAAUGUGGAAUUUGAUGAAAUUGCCAUGUCAGAAUCUGUUUAAGUUAAGAUGUACAGACAUAUUACCGGUAAGUAGAAUUAUUAAGUUAAAAAUAUUGAUUUUAAUGUAUCAAAUCAUAUCAAAAGAUGUGUUUCUAUUCAAGGCUGUUCAGUUAUAUCAUUUGUACUUCUCUAAGUCAGCGCUGUAAUGACUCCAAAGACCAGACAGAUGCCUUUGUCUGUUGAACUGAAUGCACUCUAGAGAUUUAUGAUUGUCUGUUGUGAGGGUGAAUCAAUCAAUGACACUUGAAAUACAUAUUGUUGUUAUAUAAAGUACUGUAAAUGAAAAACACAUGUAGUGAGCACAGUAAAUAAAUAUACUGCAUGUUGGCUUUUAUGGAAACAAACAUGUUGGGUUAAUACCAAAUGCUGCAUUUAAAGUCUCCCUGUAA
Messenger RNA from Chelmon rostratus (copperband butterflyfish), 3502 nucleotides. RefSeq names its product ATP-binding cassette, sub-family B (MDR/TAP), member 9 (gene abcb9). Gene Ontology annotation, biological process: transmembrane transport. The coding region runs from base 437 to 2848 and encodes 803 amino acids. Lineage: Eukaryota; Metazoa; Chordata; Actinopteri; Chaetodontiformes; Chaetodontidae. The transcript is spliced from 14 exons. Gene Ontology annotation, cellular component: membrane. Gene Ontology annotation, molecular function: ATP binding; ABC-type oligopeptide transporter activity; ATP hydrolysis activity. The record is from RefSeq and is a predicted model, not a curated record.